Messenger RNA from Drosophila bipectinata, 964 nucleotides. It is a transcript of the gene RpL7-like, whose product is annotated as Ribosomal protein L7-like. Lineage: Eukaryota; Metazoa; Arthropoda; Insecta; Diptera; Drosophilidae. Gene Ontology annotation, cellular component: cytosolic large ribosomal subunit. Gene Ontology annotation, molecular function: RNA binding; structural constituent of ribosome. The record is from RefSeq and is a predicted model, not a curated record. Gene Ontology annotation, biological process: maturation of LSU-rRNA from tricistronic rRNA transcript (SSU-rRNA, 5.8S rRNA, LSU-rRNA).
CUAGUUCUUCUUAACAUUGUUUUGAUUGCGUUGCACGUGUUUUUAAAGAUUGUGUUUUAAAAGUGACAAUUCAGCUAUGUCGGACAAAUAUGCAGUACCCAACAAAUUACCUGGAAAAACAGUCUCUGUGCUGAAGCACCGCAAACGGAGGAUUAUCCAGGAUGAGGCGGUUGUCACACAAAGAACAAAUGAACGUAUCAAAAAGCGUGUGGCAGCCAAGAAACACCACAAAUUCCGACGUGCAGAGUCCUUUGUAAUGGGUUACCUUAAAGCUGAGAAGACGGCAAAACGCAUCAAACAAACAAUUUUGCGCACAAAUGUUACCACAGAAAGUGCCGCAGCUGCCAAGGAAGGAAAUCCAAAACUGCUCUUCGUGAUGCGGCAUGCGGGCAAGAAAAUUUUCGAUAAGACCACAACAGAAAUAUUCAAAACCCUGCGGAUGCCCUACCGUCACAAUGCCGUCUUCCUCGAGAACACAAAAGAGAACCAAUUGCUCUUGCGAGUCAUCGAACCGUAUGUGAUUUACGGAAAUCCAUCUUUGAGCACCAUUCGCGAACUGAUCUUCAAAAAGGGCUUCGCCCGUGUUAAUGGCAAGAAGGUCGCGAUCCAGUCCAACACAAUGGUGGAGGAGCAGCUAGGCGAGAAGGGCAUUAUUUGCUUGGAAGACAUCAUACACGAAAUCUGCACUGUUGGACCCAACUUCGCAGCGGUUAAUCAAUUUCUGUGCACUUUUAUGUUGUCGAGCCCCCGAAACGGUUGGCAGAAAAAGGUAUCGGUCUCAUUCAAGCGUGGAGGCGAAUACGGCGAUAGGGGAAGUGCAGUCAAUGAACUAAUAGCCCGCUGCCUGUAGAAAUCCUAAGCUAGUAGACCUUUAAGUGAUUGUUCGACCUAAAUACCCUAACUUGUAGCUAAGCCCAAUACAAAUAUAAAAAAAAAAAAAGAAAUUAUAAUCUAUAUUUUUGGA